Maniola jurtina (meadow brown) is the source of this 2084-nucleotide messenger RNA. It is a transcript of the gene Slu7, whose product is annotated as pre-mRNA-splicing factor Slu7. Gene Ontology annotation, biological process: mRNA splicing, via spliceosome. The record is from RefSeq and is a predicted model, not a curated record. Gene Ontology annotation, cellular component: spliceosomal complex. The coding region runs from base 153 to 1868 and encodes 571 amino acids. The transcript is spliced from 12 exons. NCBI's taxonomy places the organism in Eukaryota, Metazoa, Arthropoda, Insecta, Lepidoptera, Nymphalidae. Gene Ontology annotation, molecular function: pre-mRNA 3'-splice site binding.
GUGGUUUUAUGCAAUUUUUGCAAGCAUUUUUGAUUUGAUUACAAUACGACGUAUUACAAUAUUAAUUUUAUCAUCAUUAUUUGUAUUCAAGUAUUAGUUUAAUAAUGAGAUUGUUAGUAUUUUGCUAAGCAAAUUGUACAGGAAAGGUUAAAAUGGCGACUAACGUCAGAGCGUCAGUGUCGCAAAUUCUUCGCAACAAAGAUGAGACUUUGGAGGAAGAUGAUGAACCAAAAAAGAAGUCCCGAGAGGACUGGAGAAAAGCCAAGGAGUUGGAGGAGGCUCGGAAGGCCGGUACAGCGCCCGCUGCUGUCGAUGAAACUGGCAAGGACAUAAAUCCCCACAUUCCACAGUACAUAUCCUCAGCGCCAUGGUACUAUGGCACAGCCGGCCCCACCUUGAAGCAUCAGAGGCCACAGGAGGACAGAGAGGGGCAGUUCACUAAACUUGACUUGUACUACAAUAAAGGAGUUACUGCAAGUUCAGCAACAAAGUAUAGAAAGGGGGCCUGUGAAAACUGUGGUGCUAUGACACACAAGAAAAAAGAUUGUCUGGAAAGACCAAGAAAAAUUGGGGCAAAGUUCACAAACGCAGGCAUAGCUCCCGAUGAGUUCAGUCAGCCUGACCUGAAUUUGAGCUAUGAUGGCAAGCGUGACCGCUGGAAUGGCUAUGACCCUGCACAGCACAAGGCCAUCAUUGAGGAAUAUCAAAAAGUUGAGGAGGCCAAGAGGGAGUUGCGGGCAAAGAGAUUAGAGCAAGAUCCCACUGCAACAGAAGAAGACGAAUUAGAAGGUGAGGAUGAAGACAAAUAUGUGGACGAAGUGGACAUGCCCGGUACUAAGGUGGAUUCCAAGCAGCGUAUCACAGUGCGCAACCUGCGCAUUCGCGAGGACACCGCCAAGUAUCUGCGCAACCUCGACAUCAACUCCGCGUAUUACGACCCCAAGACGCGCUCCAUGAGAGACAACCCUAACCCAGAGGCGGCUGAAUCGGAAUACGCUGGUGAGAACUUCGUCCGUUUCACAGGCGACACUCGGUCGCACGCCACGGCGCAAAUGUUCGCGUGGGAAGCGCACUGCAAGGGCCUGGACGUGCACUUGCUGGCAGAGCCAACCAAGCUGCAGAUGCUGCAGCGACAGUACGAGGAGAAGAAGGACCAGUUCAAGACUCAGGUGAAACAAUCAGUGCUGGACAAGUACGGGGGUGAAGAGCACUUGAGAGCCCCGCCGCGGGAGCUGCUGUUGGCGCAGAGCGAGGUGUUCGUGCAGUACAAUCGCGACGGCAGCAGAGUGGGGGCAGCUGAGAAGCAGCUUGCCAAGAGCAAAUACGAAGAGGAUGUCCUCAUAAACAAUCACACGUCAGUUUGGGGCUCCUACUGGCGAGAUGGACAGUGGGGGUACAAAUGCUGCCACUCUUUUAUUAAGAUGUCAUACUGCGUGGGUGAAGCCGGGAAGUCAGUUAUACUAGAGGUUCCCGAAGACAAAGCUCUACAAAAGCAAGACAAAAAGGAUGAUAAAUCAAUAAAAUCCUCGUCAUCAUCGGAUUCGAGCUCAGACAGCAGUUCUUCCGACUCGGAGCACGAUAAACGGUCGAAAACAGAGAAGACAAGCAAGAAAAAGAAGAACAAGAAGCGGUCCAAGAAGAAGAAAAAGAAGGAAUUGAAGAAGGGAAAGCGCGAGGAGGAUAAACUCAAAAAGGCUCUAGAGAUGGAGGAAAGAAAACAGAAGCACGCCGAGUACCUGCUCUCAGUAGAUGAAAGGAAACGUCCAUACAACAGUAUGAUACAAGUCAAAGAACCCACGGAGGAGGAAAUGGAGGCCUACAUGAUGAAACGGCGCAGGGAAGAAGACCCUAUGAGCCAGUUUAUGUAGAAUGAACAAAUUAAAAACUUUAUAGAAAUGCUAUCAGGCAAGAUUUAUGCUAACUUCACUCGUUGUUUUUCCAACAUUAGUACCUUUUCUGAUUGAAACUAAGGAUAACCAGAGGUGUCAAACUGCAGCAUUUGCAUAGGGUAACCAUAUUUUUAAGUUAGGAAUAAGUAUUUAUCGAAUGUAAAAUAGAAAAAUAAACAUAUUAUUUUAUUGUUA